UGUCAAGUUGUAAAGCAUUAGCUCGUGAUCUGACAGGUGAUGAAGGCUCCACACGCCAGCGACAUCACGCCGGUCCACACUGGCGCCAUCUCCUUUCCUGCUUCAUAAUUGUCAGCAAGCUGCAAACUUUAGGCGUCAUUUACGGCGUCAUGUAUCAAAAUGAACGUGGUCAUUGCGCCGCCAGGGGAAAACACCAUUCAGCUGCUGCCCAUGCGGCAAACGGCUGAGGCCAAGGUUCACUCGGAGGAUUGGACAGGCGUGACCGGCGCGAAAGAGCGGCGGAAGUUGCAGAAUCGACUCAAUCAAAGAGCGCGCAGGCGGAGAUUGAGGCAACGAAACGACGCCGAGGGCGAUGCUCCCCUAUCAGGUAGCCAACAACCAGAAGAGAUCGACCAACUUGCAGUCACGCUCGGGGCACUGCACCUCGUGUCCCGUGAGGGGCAACCACAGUUGGUCCAGGGAAGAGGUCGAUCCAAGCCUUUUCUUCUCAGCGUAGGGGACGCGCCGAGCAGCGAGAGGACGCUGGAGCAGCUCAGGAGACAGGCCGAGCAGGCGUAUUUCAGCACGGGGAUGGGCAGCCCAGCGCACGGCAGCCUCACCACCAUUGUACGCUUCAAUGUAUUCGACGGCCUGGCACGCAACGCAGCACUGCUGCGAAUCGGGGACGAGUGGCUGAUGAAGCGCACGACUUCAAAGUUUUACAACCGACCAGCGUCGUCUGACACGUCACUGCCACCCAACAUGGUGCCUACACCACUGCAACGGUCGACACCUCACCAUCCUUGGAUUGACCUGUUGCCUUCGCCGAGGAUGCGCGACAACUUCUUGAUUGCUGCGCACUCUCUCGUGGGCACGGUCGACGAGGACUUGUUGUGUCGUGACAUUGUGGAUGUCGGGGCAGGUCACGGCGUGGAGCACGCAGCGUUGAUUGUGUGGGGUGACGCCUGGGACCAGAAAAGAUGGGAGGCGACCGAGGGCUUCAUCAACAGAUGGGGGUGGCUCCUUGCUGGGUGCCCUGAGAUUCUCGAGGGCACGAACGCGAGAAGAAGGGAGCGAGGGUUGAAGACGUUCCAGUUCAAAGUAUAGGGUAGCUCAGAGCAGCUGUCCCAGACCACGUUGCUGCCUGUGGCGCAGCGUCGUCAUCAAGCACGUCAGCCACACUCAGCUACUACGCUUUGGGACACCUUGCCCCUCCAAACUACCCCAACCAACCUUGCUAGCUGGCUCAGUGAACUCUCACAUGCCCAGUUU
Messenger RNA from Emericellopsis atlantica, 1251 nucleotides. RefSeq lists its product as uncharacterized. The transcript has 2 exons. The coding region runs from base 160 to 1086 and encodes 308 amino acids. NCBI's taxonomy places the organism in Eukaryota, Fungi, Ascomycota, Sordariomycetes, Hypocreales, Bionectriaceae. The record is from RefSeq and is a predicted model, not a curated record.